This is a messenger RNA of Pelodiscus sinensis (Chinese soft-shelled turtle), 2007 nucleotides long. NCBI's taxonomy places the organism in Eukaryota, Metazoa, Chordata, Testudines, Trionychidae. The record is from RefSeq and is a predicted model, not a curated record.
AUCCUGGCUUAAAGACAAUAGUAGAGCCCAUCAGACCCAGAGAGAAGAGGGAAACAGGAAACACCAUCUAUUAAAGACCUGGCCACUCAUCCGGAUCAUCCUGAAUGAUGGACCUUGGGGAACAAGAUCCACCUGGCUGGGGGAGCAGUGGGAGGGACAGCAUGGAGAAUAUAAGAGAAACCAGGGGCUAGCACACAUCAGUUGUUACUCCAGCCAGGGGAGGUGAGUGCUCUACAAAAGAGAACGCCCGCUAGGAGGGACCUUGCUACGUUGAAUUUGCCUGGGAAGCAGUUAGGCAUUACGGGCUUGGACUCCUUGGCACGAGUGGGCUCGUGGUCCAGAAGCACAGACUUGCCUCUCCAUCCUCUCGGCGGCAUCCUGUGCAGCAGCCAGUGAGCCGAAGCCUGCUGGAGACUGAUACCACGGAUUUCCUGGCCUGAAUGACAGAGCAGGGCGUCGGGGUUUCUUCUCCCGGGUCCUGCACAAAGAUGAAGAGUCUCUUUGCAGUCACCUUGCUGAUUGCCUGCACUCUGUCUGAGGCACAGGGGAGCCUCCUGGAAUUUCGAAAGAUGAUCAACCAAGCAACGAGCAAAAGUGCCCUGCUCAGUUAUUAUGGGUACGGCUGCUACUGCGCGUCUGAUGGCCGAGGGGAACCGAAGGAUGCAACAGAUUGGUGCUGCCAUGCUCAUCACUGCUGCUACAAACGGUUAAAAUCCAGCGGCUGUUCUGGGAGCAGGCAGCGGUACAGCUACACCUACAAGGAUGGGAACAUCCUGUGUGCUUUGGGCGGCUGGUGUGAGGAACAGGUCUGUGACUGUGACAAGAACACAGCGCUCUGCCUAGAGAGGAAUCUGAAGACAUUUAACAACCGCUACGUUCGCUACCGAGACAGAAAGUGCACAGGAUUCACACCCAGAUUGGGGGCAUAUAACCACCAGCAAGAAAGGUACAGUUGGUACUGUGCACUGCGCAGUGAGCCCUCAUUACUGGUGAGUGCUUUCUAUAGCUGGAUUGUCCCUUUCAAACAGCUCUCGACUGACAUGAAGCAGUUGCCUGGCAUCUCUUUACUUUUCCUGUGCUGGCUGCCCUCCACAUGCAGUAACCUGAUUCAGUUUGCCGACAUGUUGAAGCAUAUGACGGGGAAACUAGCCCUCCUGAAUUACAAUGAUUAUGGGUGCUACUGUGGACUGGGCGGUUCCAAACAGCCGCUAGAUGAGACUGACUGGUGUUGUCAUACUCAUGACUGCUGCUACGGGAAGAUGUCUGCUCUUGGCUGCCACCCCAAAUUGGGAUCCUACCGUUACUCCAUCCAAUCGGGCAGCAUAGCCUGCAGCAGUACAACCACCUGCGAGAAGCUCACCUGCGAAUGUGACAAGGCUGCGGCGAUGUGUUUCCAAAGGGCUGCCCGCACCUACCACAAAAAAUAUCUCUAUUACCCAAAUUUCCUCUGCAAGGGAUCCUCUCCCCCCUGCUAGGCCCCUCGCUGCUCUAGUCUCAGUGCUUCGUAAAUCCCAGCCCCAUCUCUUUCCAAUGCGAGGUGCCGGUUAACAGUUCUCUCUUCCUUCUUCCGCAAGCUGUGACAAGUUCUAGCACAGGGGUGGGCAAAAGGGCCUCCAUGGGCCAGAUCCGACCCACCAAGUGGGUUGAUCCGGCCUGCGGAGACCCUGCCUCUCCCCACCCCCAGGCCAAUCUCCUUCGCCUUGCAAGGAGCAUGUGGCACUUCUAAGCACCACACACUCCUGGCAGGAGACUUCGCGUCCCUCCUUUCCCCCAGACCGGGCCUGGGGAUGGAGGGAACUUACGGAGUUUCCUCCUCCCUGCCGUGUGCUCCUGGCAGGGCAGGAGGAGACUUUGUGAACUCCCCCUCCUCCAGCCCUGAUUGGCUUGGGGCAGAAGCGGGAGCAUGCCAGAUCACCUAGGGAGCAUGCCAAAUCACGUCUGGGGUGUGCCAGGGAUGGCUCGAGCCCUUUUUGGCGCCCUGGGCCUGGGUGUGCAGUGCCACCCCCG